UACCUUCGGGCCAAUUCGCAACCAUGUUCCAAUCCUUCACCACCGAGGAAUCGACGCCAGAAGCCACAGCUCGUCCGCUCCCGCGCAGUUGAUGAAGCUGCUGAAGAGUCACCCAGCGGCUGCACAAGCGCUAAAAGCACCUCUACUGUUAGUAGCGCUUGUACCAGUGCUAAAAAUCUGAAGAUGAAAAAAUUUCGUUGUGAUGUGCGUUCGCAUCUUCUGAUGUCGUUAUUUGCAAAACAUUUCUGGAAAAUACCAAAAAAAGCGGCGAAAAAACGGCCACUAGGUGUUUCGCUGUCCUGUGAUCUGGACGAACGAGCUGAGUACGCUCGAAAUACGGGUGGUACUAGGUCACCGGGUAAAAACAGGUCACAUUUACAUCUGAACUGCUUGCACUGCCUAAUGGAUGUGUCGUCUAGGGAGCUGCAGAAGCUUUUACUUGCCAAAAAAAUGCAAAAAGCAGCAAUGACCGGAAGGUUGUGGUCAAGCUUCGAUUCGGCUGCUCCUGGUCCUACUGGUACUUCAUUCGAUAGCGCCAGUAGCGAUGCCCAUCAUGCCAGUUUCAACGCCAGCAAGUUAGUUUUUUGUGCAAUUAAGUAA
Molecule: messenger RNA, 600 nt
Organism: Gongylonema pulchrum
Lineage: Eukaryota; Metazoa; Nematoda; Chromadorea; Rhabditida; Gongylonematidae
Source: the annotation of a GenBank genome assembly